AGCGAGGGAUUACUCGCUAACAAUGAAAAGGCUACCAUGCAGAACCUCAACGACCGCCUGGCCUCCUACCUGGACAAGGUGCGGCUCCUGGAGGGAGAAAACGCGGAUCUCGAGUGCAAGAUCAGGGAGUGGUACGCCAAAGUAGGGCCCAGCUGUGAGCCACGCGACUACAGCUGUUUUCAUAAGGAAAUUGAAGAUCUUCAAAACCAGAUCCUGUGUGCAGCUAUGGAGACCAACAAAAUCCUUCUGAACAUUGACAACAACAGGAUGACCGCCGACGACUUCAGAGUGAAGUACGAGACCGAAUGCGGCCUCCGGCAAAACGUGGACACAGACAUCUGCAACUUACGGCCCGUCCUGGACCAGCUGGCCAGCUGCAAGACUGACCUGCAGCUGCAGUGCGAGGCAUUGACCGAGGAGAUGUGCUGUCUCAAGACAAACCACGAGGAGGAAAUGAACUGCCUGAGGAAACAGGCGACGGGCGAUGUGAGCGUGGAGGUCAACACCUGCCCCGGCCCAGACCUGAGGAAGAUCCUGGAGGACCUGAGGUGUCAGUACGAAACGCUGAUGGAGCGCAACCGCAAAGAGACCGAGCAGUGGUAUGCCUGCAAGGUGGAGGAGGUGAACCUGGAGGUCAUCACAAGCAGCCAGGAGAUAGAGUCAAGCAACAAACAGGUCACUGAGCUGAGACGCCAGCUGCAGGCCUUGGAGAUCAAUGUGCAAGCCCAGCUCACCAUGAAAGAAAAUCUGGAGUCCUCUUUGGCAGAAACUGAAUGUCGCUACAACAAAUACCUUGCUGAGCUCCAGAGCCAGAUCUCCUGCGUGGAGCAGCGGCUGGCCGAAAUACGGGCAGAGAUGGAGUGCCAGAACCAGGAGUACAAGACCCUGCUGGACGUCAAGUGCCGCCUGGAGCAGGAGAUCCAGACCUACCACUGCCUGCUGGAGGGCGGGCAGCACGACAUCAUGUCACUGCAGACAAGAGAGCUUCCCUGCCAGUCCCACCACACGCCCCUCUGAGGAGGUCUCUCGAAGAACAAAUCCUUUGGAAAAAGCAACGCAAAAACCACCUGGCAGUUCUCAGUUCUGCG
Cygnus atratus (black swan) is the source of this 1088-nucleotide messenger RNA. RefSeq names its product keratin, type I cytoskeletal 42-like. Gene Ontology annotation, molecular function: structural molecule activity. The coding region runs from base 37 to 1017 and encodes 326 amino acids. The record is from RefSeq and is a predicted model, not a curated record. The transcript is spliced from 8 exons. Lineage: Eukaryota; Metazoa; Chordata; Aves; Anseriformes; Anatidae.